UCACGUUCGUAACGCCCUUAUCGGAAGUGGCUGCAGACGAAUUUUUUUGUACACCUGUGAUCAUGACCCGCAGAGGGAUGUGAAAACUGGCCUGAAAUGGUUAACCCAGUCACGUUUUAAUGGUUUAAACGACUUUUAUGUAGAGAUAAGGAGCUGAAGACAACUUACGGUAUGAUGUUCGCGGUUUGCUGGUCGGUUCUGGCCGUAAUUUUGUCGGUUGGAGCAGCUAAAACGGACGGAGACGAUGAUUGGGUUCAUCUUCCUAACAGAUGUGAAGUCUGUAAGUUCGUCAGCAUCGAGAUGAAGUCGGCCUUCGAAGAGACGGGCAAGACGAAGGCAGUCAUCGAGAGCAACUACAACUUCAUAGACGGGAAGGGAGCGCCACCGGUUAAAUACGUCAAGUCAGAUUUGCGAUUCAUCGAGGUUGUGGAGAACGUGUGCCAGAGGCUGCUGGAGUACAACCUGCACAAAGAGAGGAGCGGCAGCAACCGCUUCGCCAAGGGCAUGUCGGAGACGUUCUCCACCCUUCAUGGCCUGGUGCACAAGGGAGUGAAGGUGGUGAUGGAUAUUCCCUACGAACUUUGGAACGAGACGUCUGCUGAAGUCGCCGACCUCAAGAAACAGUGUGACGUGAUGGUGGAAGAGUACGAGGACGUGAUUGAAGACUGGUACAAAGGGAACCAGGAGGAAGACCUGACCACCUACCUGUGUGAGAAACACGUCCUGAAAGGAGGAGACAAAGCCUGCCUGGAUGAGAACUGGACUCCAAAGAAGAAAGGAGACCAGGCAGCGAUUGCAGAGGACAAGAAGAAGAAAAAGAAGAAGGGAGGCAAGAAAGGAGGAGAGAAGGGAGACGGGAGCCCAGACGGAGAGAAGACGACCAAGAAGAAAAAAAAGGAGAAGAAAGUGAAGAAGAAGAAAAAGAGCAAAGCUCCGGUGGAGAAGUCUGAUGGAGGGCAGACGUCGGAUGAGGAGAUCCAGCCUGAGGUGCCUCUUUCUGGGCAGAAAACGGAGCUGUGAGCCGCCGGGUUUCCCUCUGGAUUCUCCUGCCUGCUUCAAACAAUCUGCAGCAUCGUCUAAACAGGAAAUGUGCUGAACAAGCACUUCCUGUUAGAGUUUUAAGGUCCUUUAAGCCAGGAUGUUAUCGUUGUUUUAGGACUUCAUGGCAAAUUGUUUUAAUUUAAAAGUACCGUUUUGGUAUUUGUCCUGAUGUCUACAUCCACGAAUCAGAAGGAACGGCAUUUAAAUUUGGGAGCCUUUAAAUUAAUGAAAGUAUUUAAA
This is a messenger RNA of Poecilia latipinna (sailfin molly), 1281 nucleotides long. RefSeq names its product canopy FGF signaling regulator 3 (gene cnpy3). The transcript is spliced from 6 exons. The record is from RefSeq and is a predicted model, not a curated record. Lineage: Eukaryota; Metazoa; Chordata; Actinopteri; Cyprinodontiformes; Poeciliidae. Bases 172 to 1020 code for a protein of 282 amino acids.